Anolis sagrei ordinatus is the source of this 1595-nucleotide messenger RNA. Lineage: Eukaryota; Metazoa; Chordata; Lepidosauria; Squamata; Anolidae. The record is from RefSeq and is a predicted model, not a curated record.
AUGGCAUCGAAUGCAGCACAUAUGUGCUGUUUUAAGUCGUCCAAGGUGACCUUUGAGGAAGUGGCUGUGUAUUUCACAGAGGAGGAAUGGACCCUGUUGGAUCAGAAGCAAAGAUCUUUCUACGAGGAGGUCAUGAUGGAAAACUACGGGAAUGUCUCCUCCUUGGAUGCUCUCAAACCGGUUCCCACAGAACCGUACACACACAUAGAAGAUCCAAAGACCAGCAGCCACUCUGAACAUCUCAAUUCACAGCAAGCAACACACUCGGGGAAGAAAGCACAUCAACGCAAGAAAUGUGGGAGGACGUUUACUCGUGGCUACACUUUACAAAUGCAUCAAAGGACCCGCACUAGAGAGAAGCCCUAUCAAUGUGCAGAAUGUGGAAAGUACUUCAGCGAUAGCGGGUAUCUACGUGUCCAUCAAAGAGUCCACACAGGGGAGAAACCAUAUAAAUGCAUGGACUGUGGUAAAACAUUCUCUCGUGAAUACAGUUUAAAGUCCCACACAGGAACCCACACAGGGGAAAAGCCAUAUAAAUGCCUGGAAUGUGGGGUAAGCUUCAGUCGGAGUGAACAUCUGCUGCUACACCAUAGAACCCACACAGGGGAGAAGCCAUAUAAAUGCCUGGAGUGUGGGAAAUGCUUUGCUCAGAGUUCCUCUCUACGUUCCCAUCAAAGAACCCACACAGGGGAGAAACCAUAUAAAUGCACAGAAUGUGGAAAGAGCUUCGCCCAGAAUUCAUCCCUGCAUUCCCAUCAUAGGACCCACAUGGGGGAGAAGUCCUAUGAAUGCACCGAAUGUGGGAAAACCUUCCUUCAACAUGCGGGUUUACGUUCGCAUCGAAUGACACACUCAGGAGAGAAACCCUUCCCGUGCAUGGAAUGUGGAAAGAGUUUCUCUCGUCGUUACAGUUUACAUUUGCAUCAGAGAAUCCACACAGGGGAGAAGCCCUAUAACUGCAUGGAGUGUGGGAAAAGCUUCAGGAAAAGGGCAAAUCUGCAGUUACAUGAAAAAACCCAUACAGAGGAGAGAGCAUAUAAAUGCAUGGAAUGCGGGAAGAGCUUCAAGCAGGCCGCUGGUCUGUCUUCACAUCAAAGAAGGCAUACCGGAGAGAAACCUUAUAAAUGCCUGGAAUGUGGGAAAUGCUUCGCUCACAGUAUCUCUCUACAUACCCAUCACAGAACCCACACAGGGGAGAAACCCUAUAAAUGCAUGGAAUGUGGAAAGAGUUUCCGUCAGAGAGGACAUCUGCGUUUACACCAAAGAACCCACGGACAGGACAAACCUUUCCUGGAAUCAAGGCACCCCACUCCCGCAGCAUCCCUCUCUUCAACAGAGAGAUGAAGAUUAUUUUGGAGAAGUGGGGGAGAUUACAAGCAGCUGUAGAAUAAGGACUGGUAGUGUCACAAGAAAUUCAAUGUGCAGAUUUGACAAAUAUGAAUUUAAUAUGAUGUGUGGGAAUAAAUGGAUGGAUGUGUGGUUGGAGUUAAUAAUUUUGGAAACACCAGUAUAUUAUUAAGGAUUGCAAUGACUACCUGCUUGCUGGAACUGUGAUCAAGACCUGCUAAUGAGAACUGAUAAGAACUGUGACAAUG